Molecule: messenger RNA, 3973 nt
Organism: Sturnus vulgaris (Common starling)
Lineage: Eukaryota; Metazoa; Chordata; Aves; Passeriformes; Sturnidae
Gene: CNTNAP5
Product: contactin associated protein family member 5
Source: RefSeq, a predicted model, not a curated record
AUGGAUUCCCGAGCCCUCGGGGGCUUCACUCUACUGCUCUUCACUUUAUGGCAUCUGGGAUUAACUGCAACAAAUUAUAAUUGUGAUGAUGCAUUGGUAUCUCCCUUACCUUCAGCUGCCCUUACCAGUUCCUCUGAGCUCUUCAGUACUUACAGUCCCAGCUUUGCAAAACUCAACAGGCGAGAUGGAGCUGGUGGCUGGUCCCCACGGGAGUCCAACGAGCAGCAGUGGCUCCAGGUUGAUCUGGGGGACAGAGUGGAGGUGGUGGCCGUGGCCACGCAGGGCAGGUACGGCAGCUCGGACUGGGUGACCAGCUACGCGCUCAUGUCCAGCGACACCGGCCGCAACUGGAAGCAGUACAGGCAGGACGACGCCGUCUGGGCCUUCACAGGGAACAGCAAUGCUGACAGUGUGGUUCACCACAAACUGCUGCACUCCAUGAAAGCUCGAUUCUUGCGCUUCAUCCCUCUGAAGUGGAAUGCUGGUGGGCGGAUAGGACUGAGAGUUGAGGUCUUUGGCUGCUCUUACAAGUCAGAUAUUGCAGACUUUGAUGGCAGAAGUUCACUUCUCUACAGGUUCAAUCAGAAGCUUAUGAGCACGUUCAAAGAUGUAGUUUCCUUGAAGUUCAAGAGCAUGCAGGGGGAUGGAGUCUUAUUCCAUGGAGAAGGACAGCGUGGAGACUACAUAACCUUGGAACUGCAGAAGGGGAAGCUCUCCUUGCACCUCAACCUGGGGGACUCCAACCUGCACUUCAGUAACAGCCACACGUCUGUCACCCUGGGAAGCCUCCUGGAUGACCAGCACUGGCACUCGGUUCUCAUAGAACGCUUCAACAAGCAAGUGAACUUCACAGUGGACAAGCACACCCAGCACUUCCGAACCAAGGGGGAUUCAGAUCACUUGGACAUUGAUUAUGAGCUCAGUUUCGGAGGGAUUCCUGUCCCAGGCAAGCCAGGAACCUUUCAGAGGAAAAAUUUCCAUGGGUGCAUUGAGAACCUUUAUUACAACGGAGUCAAUAUAAUUGACCUGGCCAAGAGACGGAAACCUCAGAUCUAUACUGUGGGGAAUGUGACCUUUUCUUGCUCAGAACCACAAAUUGUUCCUAUCACCUUUGUGAGCUCCAGUCGAAGCUAUUUGCUGCUCCCCGGCACUGCUCAAAUUGAUGGCUUGUCAGUCAGCUUCCAGUUCCGAACGUGGAAUAAAGAUGGCUUACUUCUGUUCACCGAGCUGUCUGAAAGCUCAGGACAUCUCUUGGUUUAUCUCCAUGAUGGGAGAUUGAUGCUACUUAUUCAAAAGGAGACUGAGAACCCAGUGGAAAUCACUGAAGGCACCAAUCUCCAUGAUGGGCUUUGGCAUUCUGUUAACAUCAAUGCCAGGAGGCAUCGCAUUACCCUGACACUGGACAACGAUGCUGCCACUGCCAGCCAUGCAACCACUGUCUCAAGGAUCUACUCUGGGAACAGCUACUAUUUUGGAGGGUGCCCUGACAAUUUCACUGAUUCCCAGUGUUUAAAUCCCAUUACUGCUUUUCAAGGCUGUAUGAGGCUCAUCUUUAUUGAUAACCAGCCCAAGGACCUCAUUUUAGUUCAGCAAGGCUCCCUGGGGAAUUUUAGUGAUUUACACAUUGAUCUGUGUGGCAUCAAAGACAGAUGUUUACCCAACUACUGUGAACAUGGAGGAAAAUGCUCCCAGUCCUGGACCACCUUUUACUGUGACUGUAACAAUACAGGCUACAUGGGAGCCACCUGUCACAACUCUGUCUAUGAACAAUCCUGCGAGGCUUACCGACACCAAGGGAAGACAUCAGGUUUCUUCUACAUCGAUUCUGAUGGAAGUGGACCACUGGGACCACUCCAUGUUUUUUGCAAUAUAACAGAAGAUAAGAUCUGGACUUCACUGCAGCACAACAGCACAGGGCUCACCAGAGUGCAAGGAGCUGGUCCAGACAAGCCCUACACCAUGUCCUUCAACUACAACAGCAGUGCAGAGCAGCUGGAGGCCGUGAUAAACAGUGCAGAGUACUGUGAGCAGGAGGCAGCCUACUACUGCAAAAAGUCACGGCUCCUCAACACCCCGAAUGGAAUGCCAUUUGCUUGGUGGGUUGGCCGUGCCAAUGAAAAGCAUCUUUACUGGGGAGGAUCUCUUCCGGGCAUUCAACAGUGUGCAUGUGGAUUGGAAGAAAGUUGUCUGGAUAUGAGAUAUUUUUGCAACUGUGACGCAGAUAGAGAAGAAUGGACAAAUGAUACCGGCCUCCUUGCUUUCAAAGACCAUUUGCCUGUAACUCAGAUUGUGAUCACUGACACAAACAGAUCAAAUUCUGAGGCUGCUUGGAAAAUCGGCCCUUUGCGUUGCUAUGGAGACAGGCAGUUCUGGAAUGCUGCUUCCUUCAACACGGAGGCCUCCUACCUGCACUUCCCCACGCUCCACGCCGAGGUCAGCGCGGACAUCUCCUUCUUCUUCAAAACCACCGCCGUGUCCGGGGUGUUCUUGGAAAACCUUGGGAUUAAAGACUUCAUACGGAUUGAAAUAAGCUCCCCCAAGGAGAUCACCUUCUCCAUAGAUGUCGGGAAUGGCCCCACUGAAGCCACGGUGCAGUCUCCCACCCCCCUGAAUGACAACCAGUGGCACUAUGUCCGGGCAGAGAGGAACCUCAAGCAAACCUCUCUGCAGGUGGACAACCUCCCCAGGAAGGUCCUGGAGGCCCCUGCUGAGGGACAUUUCCGCCUGCAGCUCAACAGCCAGUUAUUUGUAGGGGGAACAGCUUCCAGACAGAAGGGCUUUUUGGGAUGUAUUCGAUCUCUGCAUUUAAAUGGACAGAAACUUGACCUUGAGGAGAGAGCUAAAAUGACACCUGGUGUUAAACCUGGAUGCCCAGGACACUGCAGCAGUUAUGGGAACCUGUGCCAUAAUGGAGGAAAAUGUGUGGAGAAGUAUAAUGGCUACUUCUGUGACUGUACCAACUCAGCCUAUGAAGGACCUUUCUGCAAGGAAGAGGUUUCUGCAUUAUUUGAAGCUGGCACUUCUGUUACCUAUACUUUCCAAGAACCUUAUCCUGUCACAAAGAAUGCAAGCACCUCAAGCUCUGCCAUUUAUGUGGAUGCUGUUGUGUCCAAGGAGAAUAUUGCGUUCAGCUUUCUCACAGCACACACUCCAAGCCUUCUUCUGUACAUUAACACCUACUUUCAUGAAUAUUUGGCUGUUAUUCUCUCCAAGAAUGGAAGUUUACAGGUCCGAUACAAGCUGAGUAAGGAUGGGCUCCUCAUUUUCACCAUUGACUCUGGAAAUUUUGCCAACCGAGAACUGCACCAUGUGAAGAUUAACAGGGAAGGCAGAGAGCUCGUCAUUCAGGUUGAUCAAGUUCUCAAACUCAAACACAACUUCUCUGAGAUUGAUUUUAAGGCCAUUAAGUCACUCACCUUGGGCAAGGUCACAGACAGUUUGUCCCUGGACCCUGAAGUCUCCAAGGCAAAUGCCUAUGGUUUCACUGGCUGCCUGUCCUCUGUUCAGUACAACCACAUCGCUCCCCUGAAGGCUGCCCUGCGCCAUCCCAGCAUCGCUCCCGUCACUGUCAGAGGCUCCUUGACACAAUCCAGCUGUGCAUCCAUGAUGGGAGCUGACGUGAACACAGCAACCACAAUAUAUUCCUCAUCAGAUCCUUUUGGGAAGACAGAUGAAAGAGAACCUCUCACCAAUGCAGUCAGAAGUGAUUCAGCUGUGAUUGGAGGUGUAAUAGCAGUUGUGAUAUUCAUCAUCUUUUGCAUCAUUGCCGUCAUGAGCAGAUUCCUCUAUCAACACAAACAAGCACAUCGAAAUAGCCAGAAAAAGGAGAAGGAAUACCCAGAACACCUUGAGAGCUCCUUUAAAGCUGACAUUGACUUGCAAAACACAGUGAGCGAGUGCAAACGGGAAUAUUUUAUCUGAUGGACAGUGCAAUUUCCUCUUCCUCCCCUAACCUCCUUUUCUUUAGCCCCUU